Mercenaria mercenaria is the source of this 417-nucleotide messenger RNA. RefSeq lists its product as uncharacterized. The record is from RefSeq and is a predicted model, not a curated record. The coding region runs from base 20 to 367 and encodes 115 amino acids. NCBI's taxonomy places the organism in Eukaryota, Metazoa, Mollusca, Bivalvia, Venerida, Veneridae. The transcript is spliced from 3 exons.
CGCGUCAUAAGAUUGGACAAUGUGUAGCAAAGCACUGUUUGUCGUCUCCAUUCACCUGUUGCUGUUGUUUUGUGAUGUGGAGUCAUGCUGUUUCGAUCCUCCAUCUGACAAUGAGUGUGAAUACGAGGGAUGGGUAUUUGCACCGGGAGCCUCGUUUAAAGCUCCAGCUCCACACUGUGAAGAUUGUACAUGCACGGCUGGUAUUUUAAGUUGCGACGGAUAUGGUAAGAAAGCUGGUGUGGCCAGUAUACAAGGAUGUGUGCUUGUGGACGAUGACAGCACUUGCGAAAUGCAAUUUGUUGACAGUAUGGACGAAACUCAACCUUGUGCCGCAUGGGAACAGAAACGAGGUGUGAAAAACGAAUGAUUCUGUAUGAAAAACCUCUGUUCGCUAUGGAAUAAAAUAUUCUAAAUUCA